UAGAGAGAGAGUGCUGAGCGCACCGACUCUGCGCUCCUCCAGUCCACGGUUCUCCACAGAAAGAGCGGAGCGCAGACAGAGACUCUGCCGGUGUCUCGUGCAUGAACAGCAGUCAACGCAUUCUGCUCGACCCGCUUCGUAGCUUUGAAAAUUGACGGACCUAACCAUCACCAUUAUUUCCAUUUAAACAGCAGAAACCAGCGGCGGCGUUUGGAUAUACGCAGCGUACACGCAAGGAGAUGUGGAUCAUAAAGUUCAUGCUGAUUUGGACCUGCUGGUUCGGAGUGAGCGCGGACUUCGAUGGCAGGUGGCCCAGACAGAUGUCCUCGUCCAAUGGGCUGUGUCGAUACGGCGCUCGGGUGGACUGCUGCUGGGGCUGGACGCGAGUCUCCUGGGGCCAGUGCCAGCCCCUCUACGUCUUAACCCGCAGAGUAAUCGGGAUAAGGUGCCAACCCCAAGCGGUAUGUCAGCACGGAUGCAAACAUGGAGAAUGCGUGGGUCCCAACAAAUGCAAGUGCCAUCCAGGUUAUACAGGAAAAACAUGCAACCAAGAAGAGCAGGGCUAUGUUAUCGCCCCGUUAUGGCACAGUCACCCUCCUGUUUUUGUUCCCAUGGACCACCAGCCGAUUGCGGUGCCUUCAGAGGACCUGAACGAGUGCGGCCUCAAGCCUCGGCCCUGUAAACACAGGUGCAUGAACACAUACGGGAGCUACAAAUGCUACUGCCUAAACGGAUACAUGCUGUUACCUGACGGGAGCUGUGGAAAUGCCCGGACAUGCAGCAUGGCGAACUGCCAGUACGGCUGUGAAGUAAUGAAAGGAGAGGUUCGCUGCCAGUGCCCGUCUCCAGGUCUGCAGCUCGCUCCAGAUGGCAGGACCUGUGUGGAUGUGGAUGAAUGCGCCACGGGUCAUGCGGUUUGUCCCCGUUUCCGUAAGUGCAUCAACACAUUUGGGAGUUACAUCUGCAAGUGCCAUGAUGGCUUUGACCUGCAGUACAUCAACGGGAAAUUUCAGUGUACAGAUGUGAAUGAAUGCUCUUCGAGUCAACACCAGUGUGGUCCCUAUGCCACCUGCUAUAACACACCUGGUUCAUACAAGUGCAAGUGUAUGGAUGACUACAGAGGCGUGGGCUACGACUGCAAACCUAUCCCAAAAGUGGUUAUUGACCCUCCACGACCUGGAAAGACCACGCCAAGCAACAAUGACAACAAAGGGGGCAACAAAAUUCCCGGCUCAGACCAAAAGAGAACCACCACAACACUCAGACCACCAGUGACAGCUAAACGGAUCUCACCUGCAACAACAACUACCACUAAACCUCCUCCGACCAAAAAAGUCACCCCUCCAGCGAGAGUCCCAGCGACUACCACCCGUAGGCCUUUCAUACCGACACGUAAACCCCCUGUUGUGGUGACAACCAAACCUAAGGUCCCGUCCCGACCCACAAUCAGAACUACCACAAAAGCCCCAGUGGUAACAGCGGCGGUUCCCUUUAUCCCAACACGCAGACCUUUAAUCCCCUUUGUGACGCCAAUUGAUAACAGCAUCAAAGACAUUACCCAGAAACAAAGAGGUGAUGUUCACAUACCACGAAAUCAUGGGAAAAACAAUGUGUUUGAUAUCGAUUUAGACAUUGAACUUGGCAACACAGAAGAGGAGAUGAAGGAUGACCCAGAGACGGGCCAUCUGAGCUGCUCUUUUGCUCAUGGUCUCUGUGGAUGGAUCCAGCACAGAGAGGGAGAUCUUCACUGGGAGACGACUGCAGAUCCUUCAGGUGGGCGGUACCUAACGAUCUCUGAGGGCGGAGAAAAGCGAGGUGGGCGUGGCGCUCAGCUGAUCCUCCCCCUGACGACGCCCUGGAACGAGGGGAACCUGUGCCUGGCCUUCAGACACAACAUGGCGGGCCACCACGUUGGCAUGCUGCAGGUGUUCGUACAGAAGGGACGGCAGCACAGCCCCGCGGUCUGGGGUCGAACGGGAGGAAGCGGCUGGAGGUCCACGCAGAUCACCAUUUGGGGCAAUGGCCUAGAAAGUGUGAUCGUGAAGGGCGAGCGGCGGAGAGGCCGUAAGGGCGAAAUAGCUCUGGACGACUUGAGUCUCAAACGAGGUUCUUGUCAGGAAGAGUACAAUCUGAGGAGACUUUAACACCGACAGCACCACAAACAGAGACUUUUAACGCCAGCUUUACUCACGGGACUCUAGGAAGACGGACACCUUACAAAAAGGUACACCUGACGGACACUUCCUGUCAGUCCCGGUACGGUUAUGGGUGCACCUUCCUCAAUGGCCACAAGUGCAUGUGCUCAGUUGAGUGCUGUAGGGACGACGUAUUUUUGUAGGCCAAAACCCCGUUCGCAUUUUGGUACGUCCGGUUCCAUUGUUUCAAAGUCAAUGGGUUUUCUGAAUGGGUUUUUGGUUAAAUGUGGUUAACAAAAGGUCAACAUAUUUUCUUGUUUUUUUUUUUCUACAACAUAAAGUACAUCAGUAAAUACAUCUAUCAGAUGGUAAAUGAAAACUCUCAAGUGGGAAAGCGUGAAAGCUGAGGUAUGGCUGUCUACGUCCUGAUGCUGAGCAACCCGAUACACUACAACAACAGCUGCGGGUAGCUCUAGCCAUUCGCCAGUAAGGUAAACGUUUCUAUGGUAACAGCGAGUUGGACCAAACAGCAGACGUUGCUGCUACGCUUAGGAUUGUGGGUAGCGUGGUUUUUUUUUCCAUAAGAUCGUGGAUAAAACAUGUUUUUCUUAAAACAAGGUUGAUUUCAUACGAACUUAUAGCUUUAACGGGAGUAAAAACCUCAUAGCUUAUGGUCCGUCUGCCUCGGAUGGUCUUGACAUUAGGGCUGAUAAUCUAAAUCCUUAUCGAGAAAUAUUGUUGACCGGUUCUGUAUCCCUACUUCGCGUUCCCGAAGCAGGAACUGUGACGGGCUUAGUUUUACUGAACUAUUUCCCUGCCAUUGACAGAAUUUUCCAACUCCUUGUUUUCAACUUUUGACUGUUAUAUGGUAGAGGGCGCUGUUAUGCAUCUUCUGAAAGAGUAUUUAAUCUCCGAGAAACAAAACACAGGCAAAAAGGAGUAGAAACAAGCGAUAAAAGCAUUGCUCAUGCAUGUUGUAGUCUUUGACAAAAGACUAAACUCGAUUUUCUCAGCUUUUUGUUCAAAAUGUUGUUUUUAUGAAAUUGUGGAAAUCACAACUUUUCACCUCACAAUUCUGACUUUAUCACUAGCAAUCGUGAGUUAUAAAGUCAGAAAUGUGAGAUAUAAACUCACAAUUCUGACAGAAAAAUUCAGUCUACCAGUAUUUUUCCCUCAGAAUUGAACUUUAUAUCUCGCAAUUGUGAGAUUUAAAUUCAGAAUUGCGAGAUAUAAACUUGCAAAUGCUAGAAGAAAGUAGACUGAAAGAGUUGUUGAAAGCUUAGUGACGGUGAUGUUGGAGUCAUGUGACUGUUUAGCUUUUUACUUCUGUUGAUUGUAUUUAGGCUUCAAAAUUCCCAAAGGUUAUAUUCAUUUGUGAAGCUUAUCAUAAUGAACAACACGUGUACGAAUCACAAAUUUUAUUUUCUGCAAUAAUCCCAAAGCCAAUGGAAAAGUCCUAUAGGGUUUUUGUCAAGGGAACCCGAGUAAUGACUUACAAAAAUAUGUCAUCAUUGCAGCACUCUAUUAGAUGAGAUGUCGAAAUUGUCAAAGUCUGAAAUGAAAAUGAAAUUUUAAUUUUGUAAAUGUCUCCCACCUCAAAUCUUUUUUGUCAAACUGUCGAGCAGACGCCAUCGUGCCAUUGUAAAUGUAAGUUGGCCAGUUCAGCUGUUCGUCACCCGAAUGAUGAUGAUGAUGAAGAUGUCCUUUCAAAAUCCCCUUUUCAAUUUGACCGACGUGAUUUGUUAGCCCAGUUUGCAGCUAAUCUGAGUGACUAUUUUUGGUGUAUUAUUGUAAAUGUAUUCAAACUUGUGUGUAUAUAUAUAUAUAUAAAUAUAUUUCAAAUAUGCUUUGUAGGUGCACAUAUAUGUGAAUUCUUCAUCGUAUAAGUGAUGCAGGACAAUGUUUACAUCACACGACCCAGUAUUUUAUUGACGUAUAUUGUUAAUUACAAACCAGUAAACAGUUCUGAAUUUUUCUUAUUAAUGGCUGUAUCAGCCAUCCUUUAUGAUCACCACAACGACUGUAUGUUGAUUAUGAACGAUCUUGGUUUAAUAUUCAGAUGAAGCAACGACCUCCAGACAUUAAAAGGUGUGAACAUGAAA
Molecule: messenger RNA, 4237 nt
Organism: Pimephales promelas (fathead minnow)
Lineage: Eukaryota; Metazoa; Chordata; Actinopteri; Cypriniformes; Leuciscidae
Gene: npnta
Product: nephronectin a
Cellular component (GO): membrane
Molecular function (GO): calcium ion binding
Source: RefSeq, a predicted model, not a curated record